UGAGGGGAGGUAGAAGAGUUUGAGACAGGAUAAAAAUAAGUCUAAGAAGUACUUUGCUUUCCAAAUCCACCACCACUACCCGCACGAUGACUUGUGGCUACGGAAACUGCUGCAGCCCCUGUGGCUCCGGAGGGUGGGGCUAUGGAGGCUACGGCGGCAACUGCUGUGGUAACAGAUGUGGCAGUGGCUAUGGAGGCUAUGGAAGCUACGGAGGUUAUGGCGGCAACUGCUGCAGCAACAGAUGUGGCGGCUACGGAGGUUACGGAGGUUACGGAGGCUACGGAGGAUACGGCAGCAACUGCUGUGGUAACAGAUGUUGUGGUGGCUACGGAGGCUACGGAAGCUACGGAGGCUACGGAGGUUAUGGUGGCAACUGCUGCGGCAACAGAUGUGGCGGCUAUGGAGGCUACGGAGGUUAUGGCGGCUACGGUGGCAACUGCUGCAGCAGCAGAUGUUGUGGCGGCUGGGGAUGGUAAUUCUCCCUCACCUACACGAGAAGCAUCUGAGCAAAGGACUUGCCUCCAACACUAGCCCUACUCAGAGUAAACCCAAUGAAGUGAACAGACACAGCCAACUUAGGCUCAUUCAUGCCAGUGGGUCUACUAUGAGCAGGGCUUGGUUGGAUACAGCUCAAGGUUUUUCUCCAAGUUGAGUUUCCUGGAAGGUCCCUGAUUAGGGUCUUCGAGGGUCUCAGUCUCCAGCUCAGAUGCCUGCCUUUCCCCUGCUGUUCCUCACUGUUGCUUCCUCAUCACUCCACCCUGUAUGGUUUGGUCUUCUCCACAAGAGGACAUCCAUCCCCUUCCUCAUCCCCUUUGUACCUUCCUUCCUACCU
Messenger RNA from Podarcis muralis (Common wall lizard), 832 nucleotides. The record is from RefSeq and is a predicted model, not a curated record. Lineage: Eukaryota; Metazoa; Chordata; Lepidosauria; Squamata; Lacertidae.